AUGGGAAAAAAGACUGUUUUGAUUCUUACAUUUAUUAGCUAUGCGUAAAUGCAUGCAGCCAGAACUCUAUGGUCAUACAUGCAAAAAUAUUUAACUAUUGAGGACUACAAUAAAAAUAAAAUGGGUUAAGCAUAUUUGACAUUCUUAUUAACCUAUGGAAUAGGGAUGAAUACAAUAGGUCCAAUGUGUUGCAAAAACAGUUUGAAACAUUCCAUAGGAAUUAGUUGUAUGGCUGUUGGUAUGUUGUUUGCGAUCCUUGGAAUAUUACAAGAGUUUCAACUCUUAACCUUCCCCUUGGUCAUAGUCUUAAUGGCUAUUAAUGGCCUUAUCCAAUCUGCAUGCUACCCUGCAUGUGUGAACGUAUUGGGCAAUUGGUUUAAGAACCACAAGGUAGGCCUAAUGAUGGGUUUAUGGUCAGGUUGCGUAAAUGCGGGGGAUAUUUAUGGAUUAAUAAUUGGUGAUGUUGUCAUUUAAAGACUUGAAAUGCCCGUUUAUUGGGGCUUUUACUUUAUGUCCUGCUGUCUAAUCCUAGUUAGUGUGGUCACAUUAUCUUUCUUAUAGAGCGAACCGAGAAAUCAAAUUUAAGGUAUGAACGAAUCUGAAUCUGCCCCUCUAAUAUUGAAAUAGAAAAAUAAAAAUUUAAAUAUUCUAUCAGCAUGGAUGGUUCCUGGAGUAGCCAUUUAUGCAGUAGGCUACGCUUGUCUUAAGGGAACUUUUUAUGGGUUCCUGGAUUGGUUACCUUUCUAUUUUUAACAAAAGGGAGAGAAGCUCGAAAACCAUUCCUCAUAUAUUUCUUAAAUGUUUGAUGUCGGUUGCUAUGUCGGAGGAAUCUUUCUAGGAUACUUGGGCGAUAAAUAUAAGCGACGUGCCUGUUAUUUUGUACCCAGUUUGUUAUUGGCUAUGUGUUCAAUGUUGGUGAUUAGAUUUUGGUUGGACUUAAUAGUCUGGCCCUACUAUCUUUGUAUCUUGGCUAUAGGUAUAUUCCAAGGAGGACCUUACAACAAUAUAUCUGGAGUCAUCUCUAUUGAACUUACUAAGUAGUUUGAAAACGAUAAGGCUGCCAUUUCCACUGUUUCAUCAUUGAUUGAAAGCACUGGAACUCUUACAGCUGCAAUGUUUCAGAUCAUCAUCCCAAGGAUUGGUGACGAACAUUUAUUUACAUUUUUAUGUCUCAUUACAUUACUAGCGGAAUUUGUUUGCUGUGUCCUCUUAUUCAGAGAACUAAAAUCUAAAAAAAGAUCAAAAUGA
Paramecium tetraurelia is the source of this 1248-nucleotide messenger RNA. RefSeq lists its product as uncharacterized. Gene Ontology annotation, molecular function: transmembrane transporter activity. The record is from RefSeq and is a predicted model, not a curated record. Gene Ontology annotation, cellular component: endoplasmic reticulum membrane. Gene Ontology annotation, biological process: transmembrane transport. NCBI's taxonomy places the organism in Eukaryota, Ciliophora, Oligohymenophorea, Peniculida, Parameciidae. The transcript is spliced from 2 exons.